UAGUACUUACAGUAGUACCAAAAUGACAUGAUGUUUUUGCAGAAAACUCAGGGGACAAGGGAAGCAGAAGGCAACACUCAUAAUUUGCGUCCAAGGCCUGAAAGAGCAAGUUCUGAGAUUGAGAUUGCAAUUGCAAAUGAGGAAAUUGCUGACUGUGAAACAAUUGGAGACUUCUUAAGUGAUAACGAAGGUGAUGUUUGUAGCAUGUAUUGUAAAUGACCCCAUGUGAUCUUGUAGCUAAUUCCUCAUGAACCAUUGCAGAUAUUCAUAGUAGUACCAAAAGGAAGAGGAAAGGAGGAAGGAGUGUUACUAAAAUGGAAGAUAUCAUAUUGGAACCUGGCAGCGUGCCUAAAAUCAAAAUAGAACUAAAUGACAAGUUCCAGCCUAUUGGAGAAAAUUACAGGAAGCUUUCUAGUGUUAUUGGAGUUCAAACACGUAAAAUGUUGCCAGUGGGAUGCUCUGAUUGGAGGCUUGUGGAUCCUGAUAAGAAGAUGGAACUUUGGGCUGACAUACAGAAACGAUUUGAUAUUGAUGAUAAAGCCAUGGAGUGGGUUAUAUCUAGUGCUGGAGCAAAAUGGAAGCAGUUUAAGGCAAAACUAAAGGAAAAUUUUUUUGAUGAAACAAAAACUGAUGAAGAACUGAAGAACUUACAUGGCUCUGGCGGCAAGAGGAAAAGAAAAUCGUGCAAAGCUGAAGUUUCUUCACACAUCAGGAAGUGUGAGCUAUGCUUCUACUGCACAUAA
Molecule: messenger RNA, 743 nt
Organism: Sorghum bicolor (sorghum)
Lineage: Eukaryota; Viridiplantae; Streptophyta; Magnoliopsida; Poales; Poaceae
Exons: 3
Coding region: 315-743 (142 amino acids)
Source: RefSeq, a predicted model, not a curated record